AAACAGGCCCCAACCCCAGUUGGCCUUUCACAAUUCUUGUUCUCCUCAUCUCAUUUAGCCGAUCGAUAUCAAUAUUCUCUCGGUUUCUCCGCAAUUCUUCAAGAUGCAAAUCUUUGUCAAGACCCUAACUGGAAAGACAAUCACCCUUGAGGUAGAGAGCUCAGACACAAUUGAUAAUGUCAAGGCCAAGAUCCAAGACAAGGAGGGUAUUCCCCCAGACCAGCAGAGGUUGAUCUUUGCUGGUAAGCAGCUAGAGGAUGGCCGCACCCUGGCUGACUACAACAUCCAAAAGGAGUCCACCCUCCACCUCGUCUUGCGUCUCCGUGGUGGUAUGCAAAUCUUUGUCAAGACCCUCACAGGGAAGACGAUCACCCUUGAGGUUGAGAGCUCUGACACAAUUGAUAACGUGAAGGCCAAGAUCCAGGACAAGGAGGGAAUCCCACCAGACCAGCAAAGGUUGAUCUUUGCCGGCAAGCAGCUUGAAGAUGGCCGCACCCUUGCUGACUACAACAUCCAAAAGGAGUCCACCCUCCACCUUGUCUUGCGUCUCCGUGGUGGUAUGCAGAUUUUUGUCAAGACCCUCACGGGAAAGACAAUCACCCUUGAGGUUGAGAGCUCUGACACCAUUGAUAAUGUAAAGGCCAAGAUCCAAGACAAGGAGGGUAUCCCACCGGACCAGCAGAGGUUGAUCUUUGCUGGGAAGCAGCUCGAAGAUGGUCGCACCCUUGCUGACUACAACAUUCAAAAGGAGUCCACCCUCCACCUUGUCUUGCGUCUCCGUGGUGGCAUGCAGAUAUUCGUCAAGACACUCACAGGGAAGACCAUCACCCUCGAGGUGGAGAGCUCUGAUACAAUUGAUAAUGUCAAAGCUAAAAUCCAAGACAAGGAGGGCAUCCCACCGGACCAGCAAAGGCUGAUCUUUGCAGGAAAGCAGCUGGAAGACGGACGCACCUUGGCCGAUUACAACAUUCAGAAAGAGUCCACCCUUCACCUUGUCCUCCGUCUCAGGGGAGGCAUGCAGAUUUUUGUCAAGACAUUGACAGGGAAGACCAUAACCCUGGAGGUGGAGAGCUCGGAUACAAUUGACAAUGUCAAAGCCAAGAUUCAGGACAAGGAGGGGAUACCACCGGACCAGCAGAGAUUGAUUUUUGCCGGGAAGCAGUUGGAAGAUGGAAGGACCCUUGCUGACUACAACAUUCAGAAGGAGUCCACCCUUCACCUGGUCCUCCGUCUCCGUGGUGGAUUCUAAGUGGAUGGACGAAUGCAUUGCUGCUGUUGGGUGUCUUGUGUUGUUUCGUAAUGUUUGUUAAAUGUGUUUGGGUCCUGGUUUGGCCCUUCAAAUAAAACCUGGUUUCUUAUGUCUGUAUUGAACAAGUAUUUUUUUCAGUGUUUUGAUAGGUUGUGUUGGUGUUGAUGUUCAUUCAUGUUUUACUAAAAGUGGGCGGUUAAUGAAACCGUAAUGAUUGU
Messenger RNA from Cuscuta campestris, 1467 nucleotides. The record is from the annotation of a GenBank genome assembly. Lineage: Eukaryota; Viridiplantae; Streptophyta; Magnoliopsida; Solanales; Convolvulaceae.